Molecule: messenger RNA, 1714 nt
Organism: Aspergillus ibericus CBS 121593
Lineage: Eukaryota; Fungi; Ascomycota; Eurotiomycetes; Eurotiales; Aspergillaceae
Product: ACT domain-containing protein
Exons: 3
Coding region: 103-1515 (470 amino acids)
Biological process (GO): regulation of intracellular signal transduction; cellular response to L-arginine
Cellular component (GO): cytosol
Source: RefSeq, a predicted model, not a curated record
UUGUCCCUCUAUUGUCACUAUACUGGACCCGCCUCUCAUUCAAUUGUGCAGGGUCCGGACCUUCUGUUUCAGAAACAACACACCUGUAUACCAUCAAGCAGGAUGGAACAAUCACUGUCUCUCAUCUCUGCCCAGGUCCAGUUCAUGGAAGACCGACUGGCCCUGGUGCAUAUCCCACUGGACCUCUAUCCUUUCUUCUUGAACCCAAUCCUGCAGAUUCUCUUCCAUGAGGUGUCUCCUAUCUCUGAGAACCAGGCGGAAGAGGAUGAUGGGUAUGCAGAGCGCCCAAGGCGCCUACAACCGGCAUUUCUGAACUUCUCACUCACCCCUGUGGAAUGUUCAAUCAUGUGCCCCAGGCAGCUCGCUAAUGAGUAUUUCGCCCCUCUGGUAGACAAAUUUGUUCAGAGCAACUCGUCCGGCAAGAGCCGCCUGUCUAUCAGCAGCGACGACUUCAUCGCCAUGCAGGUGUACGGGGAGGGUCUUGAGGCGGGCCAGCGGGUGCUCGAGCUCACGAGCCCGCUGGCAAUGGCAGGAAUCUCUAUCUUUUUUAUCUCUACAUACUUUUCUGACUACAUCAUCGUGCCCCUCCGGAGCAAGACGCAAGUGAUCGAGGCUUUAGAGAAACGGGGGUUUCAGUUUGAAAUGUCAACGGAGGCUUUCAUCAACAAUAACCAAGCCCAAUACAAUAGCUGCUUUAGCCCCAUGUCUUCUCGGUCGGCAAGCAGUUUGGGUUCCCCUCCUGCAACCCCGCCGCCCUCGUCACUGGACGAACUGCAGGCGCGCACUUUUUGCUCCCUCCGCAAGCACCACAUUGUCCCGUCUGUCGACAGGUCUCUGCGUCUAGUCCAGUGUGCCGCGCAUCACCGCUACAGCAGCGAUACUAGCUCUAUAUCCAUCCUUCGUGACGCCCUCACCACGGCCUUGGUCGUUGACAAGCCACGCUUUUUGUCUCUCACUUUGACCGCUGCUGAUCCUGCGGCGUCCUUAUUAUUAGAGAAACGGCUCCUGCCGCGAUUUUCGAGCGACCCAUCUGCGACCACGGAUUCAGAUGAUGAUAUGAGUCUUCUCUUAGGCUCUAAAGAGGAGAUACUCGUUCCCAUAAUGCUUGACUUGCGUACGCUUCCUCUUGAAGCCUCAGGUAUCGUGUGCGGUGUUGCCGGUAGACUGGCCGACGCAACGCACGCCCGAGGUGACGAGGACACUGACAUCUCCACCAUCCUUUCCCAUUCAUGGAACGGCGGUGGUUCCUCCUUCGACAGCGCAAUCAAAAACAUUCUUUCCUCCAGCCACGGAUCUGGCGGGCCUGUAAGACCCUUCGGUACCAGUCCCGGCUACAAGACCCAUCGGCUGGAGCCAGACAUGGACCCCUACAUGGACGCCGUGGAGAUCAGUUUCCUUAGCACCGCACGGGCGGGAACGAUCAUUGUCGGUGAGCAUGAGCUCCAUCGUGCCGUCGACGCACUCGAGGCUGAAAGCCACGAACCCGAAAACGCAAUUGCGGCGCUCCAAAUCUAACUUUCUCACUUGACUUUCAUCAUACCCCUUACAAAAGUUCUAAACAGGUUCUCCGCAUUCAUUUUAUUUGUUUAUUUCCGGCUUGGCCCAGUCAAUCCAGCGCAGCAACCUCGUUCCAUUUCCCAUUCUACUACUUGUUUCUGUUUCUCUGCCUUGUCUUCUAAUGACUCAUGCUUAAACGGAUACCAAAAACGCUGCA